Messenger RNA from Strongylocentrotus purpuratus (purple sea urchin), 2947 nucleotides. RefSeq names its product dolichyl-diphosphooligosaccharide--protein glycosyltransferase 48 kDa subunit (gene ddost). The transcript has 10 exons. The record is from RefSeq and is a predicted model, not a curated record. Bases 17 to 1327 code for a protein of 436 amino acids. NCBI's taxonomy places the organism in Eukaryota, Metazoa, Echinodermata, Echinoidea, Camarodonta, Strongylocentrotidae. Gene Ontology annotation, cellular component: endoplasmic reticulum membrane; oligosaccharyltransferase complex.
UCAGCCUCAAUCCAAAAUGGCAGUCGUCGUGGCACUUGUUCUCUGCGGGCUUCUAGCCGUCAUUAGCAGUGUACAGGGUGGAGGAAAAACCCUAGUUCUCCUAGAUUCGAUGACUAUGCGAGAGUCGCAUUCGAUGUUUUUCAAAUCUCUACAGGAGAGAGGUUUUGAGCUUACAUACAAGAGUGCAGAUGAUCCUAACCUAAAGCUGAGCAGCUAUGGAGAAUACCUUUAUGAGCAUCUGGUGCUCUUCUGUCCAUCAGUAGAAGAAUUUGGCGGAGAUAUUGGAGAAAAUACCUUAACAGAUUUUAUUGAUGAAGGAGGAAACAUCCUAGUAGCAGGCAGCUCAGAUAUAGGAGAACCGCUGAGAGAACUUGGAAGUAAUUGUGGACUUGAAUUUGAUGAGGAAGGAACUUCAGUAAUUGAUCAUCUUAAUUAUGAUGUUAAAGAUGAGGGAUAUCACACAUUGGUAGUAGCAGAUUCAGAAAACUUGAUUGAAGCUGAGACCAUUGUAGGUGCAAAGACCAACAAGCCUGUUUUAUUCAACGGAGUCGGCCUGAUUGCCGACCCAGACAACCCCCUCAUCAUUGACGUCCUCCAUGCCUCGUCGUCCGCCUACUCCCACAACCCCAAGGAGGCCGUGGAGGAUUACCCCUUGGUCGUGGGCACCAACACCCUGCUGGUAGCCGCCCUCCAGGCCAGGAACAACGCCAGAGUGGUCUUCAGUGGCUCUGUGGACCUCUUCAGCGAUGCUUUCUUCCAGUCAGCGGUCCAGAAGGCAUCGGGAGCCAGCAAGAAGUACCCCGAGUCUGGCAACCAGGCCCUCGCGUUGGCCAUCUCCCAAUGGGUCUUCAAGGAACACGGUGUCAUCAGGGUUAGUCACGUCACCCAUCACAAGGCUGGAGAGACAUCUCCACCAGCAUCCUACACCAUUGAGGACAAAGUGGAGUACAACAUUUGGCUUGACAUUCUGGUCGAUGGUGAGUGGCGUCCUUUCUCCGCUAAUGAUGUCCAGCUUGAGUUCGUCCGUAUCGAUCCUUUCGUCCGAACCACCCUCAAAAGCAGCAAGGGCCGUUUCUCCACAAUCUUCAAGCUACCUGAUGUGUAUGGUGUGUUCCAAUUCAAAGUGGACUACAAUCGCAUUGGCUUCACUCAUCUUUUCAGUACCACACAGGUGUCUGUCCGUCCUUUUGAGCACACCCAGUUUGAGCGCUUCAUCCCGUCUGCGUUCCCUUACUACGCCAGUGCCUUCUCCAUGAUGUUUGGUGUCUUUGUCUUCAGUCUCGUCUUUUUACAUCAUCGUGACAGUGACAAGAGCAAAAGGGAAUAAAAUCCCCUCUUCUCUUCCACUUCUUUUUCCUCCUUUAGAUAAAAUCAUUCCUUUUCCCUUUCCUCCAUGCACUCAGAGUUGGCAUAAUUGCUUGUUAACUGCGAUGGAAUAAGAAUUCAGUGAGUAUCAAGUCUGCAGAUUGUAAACCAUCUUGAUACUUUGUAGUUGAUAAGUGACUAUGCCAACUCUGUAUGCAGUAAUUAUUCGGUAUAGUUCUUUAUAAAAAAAAUUAUAGUUAGAUUCAUUGCAUAGUGCGGUUAUGCCAUGAAUUAUAAGAUAUUUCAUUCUAACACCACUUUAGCAAUUUUAAAAGGAAGACAAAAUAUUAAGAUACACAAUGUAGAGGCAAUGUUUUUAGUACCCUACCUGUUUUUCAUUGAGGGGUUAUUUUGGGGAAUUUUCAAAUUUGAAAUACAUUGUAAAUGUUGUUGCGAAUUUGUUGUGCAAGACUAAGGUUGAUGAUUUUCUUUCUGUGUUGAAAAUGCAGUAGAGGAGUACAUCUGGAACGUCUUUCAACAGGAAUGUAGGAAGGUGAUCAACGUUAUUUUGUGUAAAAUGUAAUUACUAUGGCAAGACUUGAGGUUAAUUUUGUUUUCGUCGACAUACUAUGCCUAUUUUCAUUCAAUCUUGAUCAGUGGAACUGCUCAUUUUCUUCUGAUUUUAUUAAAAGCCUAAAACGUUGAGUACUUGGUAUCCAACCAUUUUGGAUUGGAUUAAGAUGAGUUGCAUGUAAUUUUUACAAUGAUUGAUAACAAAAUUAAUAAAAUAACUUCUCAACACUGCUGCCACUUAAGGGUGAGUUUAUUUAGCAAUGAGUCUUGUAAACUUUCACAUCUCAAUAUCUAAACUAUUUUGUAGAAUAUUUAGCUUUCAGUAGAUUUUAGAUUGGGCUGUGUCGGGUACAAGUGUAUCAUGGGAAGCAUCUACUUUUACGAUGGAAAAAAGAGUCUGUUUUUAGCACAAACUUUAGAGUUGCUAUAGCAUAGGACUAAUUUUUAGUGAAACAUUCAGAACUUCUGCAAUACAAGCUGUCAAAAUACUUUGAAGAGCAGAAGAACUUAAUAUUGAGCCAGUAUUUUGCUCCAUUUCUAUCUUUUAGCUGUUGAAGUGUUUUAACUUUUUGAUUACAGUGUAUAGCUGGAAUUCUCAUGUGAAGCUUCUAGCAAGUGAAAACAUUUUCACAUGGGCUUUUUGUAUCAGAUUGUCUACUGCAAUAAAUAAAGAUGCAAUUUGCAUCUCGUUGUGGUAUAGAAUUUUGUAUAAAACCUAUGUUUUUACAUGAAUAGCAACUAGUAUCAACAUAAAUGAAUGAAUUAUUAUGAAUGCAUCAUGUUGAGAGAAAAAUAGUGUAGAAAUAUCGGAGUUUUCUAGUCUACAUUUAUGCAGAUGAAUUUUGCUAUCUAGUGAACUAUAGCUGUGGUAAAAGUAUGUGGCUUCCCAUUUCUGUUUGUACAAUCUUAUGUAGGGUAUAUAUAGAGUACAAUGUACAUUCAAUUUAGCAAGGUCAUCAUCUAGUUAUCAUUGAGAAUUUUUUGGAAUAUAUUGAUUUGUAACACGGUUGAAUAAACAUAAGGCAUUCAAUUUGUUUGCCUUGAUGGACAAGUGAGUUGUCCACAAGAA